Acanthosepion pharaonis is the source of this 1425-nucleotide messenger RNA. NCBI's taxonomy places the organism in Eukaryota, Metazoa, Mollusca, Cephalopoda, Sepiida, Sepiidae. The record is from the annotation of a GenBank genome assembly.
AUGUCUUUCUUUUCAAUAGCAACCAAAUUAUUAUUUGGAUAUCCUCUCUUAAAAGCUGCCAAGGUUUGUUCUAAUGACAAUACUUCAUAUCCCAAGGUGCUUUUGCUGACCAAUUCAUAUGCCAUGUCCACUCAAAUGACCACUGAUUCUGGGGGUGCUGAUUGUCCAGAGUCUAGUUCUAAGGAGGAGCCAGUAUCCAGGGGGAUCUCAUACUUAACUCUGGAUAUGGAGGUAGACAGUUAUGCCACAGACAACAGAACAACUCUGGAUACUUUACCCUCAGAACUUUUACUGCUGAUAUUUUCAUAUAUUGAGGCACCCUUCCUUAUUGAGACAGUGUCAAAAGUAUGCCAAAAGUUUCUAAUUCUUUUGUCAUCAUCAACAUAUUGGAAGACUCGUCUUACCAUGUGGUAUCAUCCAUGUAAAUAUCCGCCAGUGCCAGUUGACAAUAGCAGCUUUGAUUGGAUGAGUGCUUGUAUGGAGACAGAAUACACUUAUAGUUUAUGGCAGCAGAACAACAACAACAACAGGUUAGAACACCUCAGUUUUGUUGAUAUACAGUAUGGAACAGUAGAUGCUGUGCAUCUUUUCCAGGGUGGCAAUUUAUUGGCAGCUGGUUCCCGGGACCGAUCAGUCACAAUCUUUGAUCUUACUAGACCUGAAGCCAGAGAUCCUCAGACUUGUCGAGAUGCCAUUGUGUUUGCAGAUGAUAAAACUCAUCAGGGUUGGAUUUGGUGCUUAAGCUCAAAUGAUAAACACUUCUGCUCUGGUUCAUGGGACUCAAAGAUCCGUUUAUGGGACUUAUGUGCCGAGAAUCCACUUGUAUCAACAUACAGGUGUAAGUCAGCUGUACUUGAUAUCCAUAUGGACAAGCAGUACAUUAUUGCUGGUGGCCAUGACAAAUGCCUAUACAUUAUUGAUACUCGUGCUCAUCAGAUGCAGUCCACUAAAAUUCACCAGAUGCCUAUCCUCUGCCUGGCAGUUAAUGAGAAACACAUAAUCACUGGUAGUGAAGAUGGACACAUUUGUAUCUAUGACCGAAAAACCAACACAGUUUUUAAAAAGUUAACAAUGGAAAAUUACCCAAUGUGCCUGAGCUAUGGUGACCAUCAGUUGUGGGUAGGAGACCGUAUUGGUCAAGUCCAACUUAUUGAUACAUCAGAAGAUAAAUUUGAACUUGUACAGACCUUUGAUUUUGGCCACAAAAGCAAAUUGACCUGCAUCAAACAUUCCCUAGGAGCCCUCUUCACUUCAUCUACAGAUCGACACAUCCGAGUAAUGGAACCAACACUUAACCCGAAACAGAUUACAUGCUUUGAUCCAAAACUGGGGGAAAUUGCUUGUAUGGAUUACUGCAAUAAUAUCCUGGUUUGUGCUGGUAGCACUUUUUGUGUUGAUGUCUGGCGUCCAAGAGAAGAACUAUAA